AUGUCUUCGAAUACAACUACACUAUUUUUCUGGCAUAGUGCUGCUGCCACAACAAAUGCCACAUCAUCUGCUGCAGGCGCAGGCGGUCUCAUUGCUGGUGGUGGUAGUGGCGGCGGUGGUUAUUGUUCAAAUUGUGGUGUAGCCUGUAAUGUAUUACACAAUUCACCACAUGGUAAAAUGUGUUUCAGUUGUCAUCAUCACUGGAGACGCACUGGCAAUAAACGUCCCACAUCUGGACCAUUUUUUGGCAAAAGAUCUCGUGAUCGUAAUGCAGAUCGUCACAAACGUAAACCACCACGUGGCAUGUAUAUAAAUCAUGAUGAUAUUGUGGCCUUGGCCAGUGCCAAUGAUAAUCAAGAUGAGCUAUUGGCAAAUAUAGAUCGUGAAAUUGUAUCCCUUUUGAGUCAAGUACAAUUGAAUAAGCAGAAUAUCUCAGCGUUGAAACGUAAAAAUUCCGACAAUUUGGAAGAUAUACGUCCAACGGAAAAUGCAAAUCGUGUUAACGCUCGUUGGACAAAUGAUGAAAUUCUAUUGGCCGUCAAUGGUGUACGUAAAUAUGGUAAAGAUUUUCAGGCCAUAGCCGAAACUUUGGGUACCAAAACUGAAGCAAAUGUUCGUACAUUUUAUAUAAAUAAUCGACGUCGUUACAAUUUGGAUCAAUUGAUAAAGAAACAUGAAGCCGAGAAGGAAGCUAAUGCUGUUGCUGCGGGUAGUGUUACUUCCAGCUCGACGACACCACCAAAUGUAACAUCGUCUGCUAGUUCCACCAUUACAUCUACAUCUUCAGCAUCGUCGAAUGCCAAUACAGCCACAGCUGCUGGUUUGGAUGCUGCUGUGAGCAGUAAUACUUUGUCGUCUACAACCAUAAAAGACGAAGUAACACAAAUUUCGUCAAAGAAAACAAAUGUACCGCAAAGCAUUGUCGAUGAAUCGGAUAACACUACCUCAAGUGAGACGGCCAUAUCGAAAUCGACGAUUUCCACAAUUACCACAUCGGAUGAUCGAAAAUGUGAGAGUAGUUUAAGUAUUGGCAAUAAGGAUAAUGUCAUUAUGGAGAUUGAUUUAGAUGCCGAUCAACCUGAAGUUGUGCCACAGCCACCACCAGCCAAAAAGAUGGCAUUAAGUAUUUCUAAUCAGGAAUUUCCCAAAUCCAGUCCUGUAUAA
Molecule: messenger RNA, 1164 nt
Organism: Musca vetustissima
Lineage: Eukaryota; Metazoa; Arthropoda; Insecta; Diptera; Muscidae
Product: REST corepressor-like
Exons: 6
Coding region: 1-1164 (387 amino acids)
Biological process (GO): regulation of transcription by RNA polymerase II; negative regulation of DNA-templated transcription
Cellular component (GO): histone deacetylase complex; transcription regulator complex
Molecular function (GO): transcription corepressor activity
Source: RefSeq, a predicted model, not a curated record